Messenger RNA from Aspergillus fischeri NRRL 181, 486 nucleotides. RefSeq lists its product as uncharacterized. The record is from RefSeq and is a predicted model, not a curated record. Bases 1 to 486 code for a protein of 161 amino acids. The transcript has 2 exons. Lineage: Eukaryota; Fungi; Ascomycota; Eurotiomycetes; Eurotiales; Aspergillaceae.
AUGGCUGACUUCGAAUUCAGAGCAGACCUCGCAGCCAACAAGGAGUUGGUCUGCUCCAUUUCCCGCCUGCUGAAUGCGCAUGGGAUCCCCAAUCUCCUCUGGGGCGAGCUCGUCUUCAAUCUCUACGGAGUGCCUCUCCAAGUUUCAGACUUCAGUUUCGUCAUCCCUGACGACCUGAUCGACAAAGCGCGCAGUGUCCUCGAGACAGCCAAAUUCCCGCCCUGCCAGACAUGUCCCGCCAUCCAGCCAAACCGCCCCGCUCCACCCCCUAUGCCCACUUCAACAUCAAGCAGAAAGGAGACCCAAGAAAGUGGUUCCGAGUCGAACUCCACCGAAAGUCCGAUCUGCUUUGGACCGCCCCCAACAUCCCAGCUUGCGCUCCCGACGCAGAAGAUCCGCAUUACAUGCUUGCCAACGACGCCAGGAUACCAGCGUAGCCGCCGCGAGAGCUUCUCGGCCGGAUGCACCCCACCGAUUACCCUGUGA